AGAAAGAUGGCACUAGCAAUGGUAGAGAAGAAACAGAUAAUAUACUUCUUGGUGUUGGUGUUUGUUGGAAUCAUCGGAUUUCAAAUAUAUAUGACAACAACCGAAGCUGGCAACAAUAGUAAUAACAACAAUAAUAAUGGUGGUGGCCUUAUCAACACAAACAGCAACUCAAUGAGAACAUUGGAUCAGUUGCUGGAAAUACAGAAACAACAACAAGAGACAUUGAAGGAGCUGUCGGCGAGGAUCGCCCAUCUCUCUCAGAACAAUGGCCAGCCCAAUCAACCACACCAGCCCGAGCAACCACAUCAACCACACAAUGGCAAGUCUGGCGUGCUUAGGAAGAAGGAGUUCUUGUCCAAGGAGGACCACGCCAACAUUACGGCGCAAAUAGAGGCUAGACGCAAGAGCACCACACAGAAGAUCCCCAACACAUGCAUGCCCAUCACCGAGGGCAAGCAGGUGUGUCUUCCCAACUUCAUCGUGAUUGGCUCAAUGAAGGCCGGCACCACAUUCCUAGACUUUUACAUCCAGACGCAUCCACUGGUGGCCAAGCACACCAAGAAGGAGAUCUGGUACUUCAACAGCUUCUACUACAAGGGUAUCCAGUUCUAUGGCGACCACUUUGAGCCUGCCAUCGCAGGCGGCAGCAAAGAGCAGUCCAAACUCAUUGGCGAAGCCACGCCAUUCUAUGUAAAUAAUCCGUUCACGGCGCAGCGCAUCUUCUCCACACUUCGCAGCGUCAAGUUGAUCCUCAUGUUGCGCGACCCAGUGGACCGCGCACUCAGCCAGUACCACUUCUCGCUAAAGUGGAUGGAGGACAACAGAAACCGCAAUGAAGCUGCCACACUUGUCAAGCCCCUGUCAUUCGACGACAUGGUGCGCGAGGAGAUCGAUGUGAUCGACACGUGCGUGCGAGGCCAGGAGCGCUACAAAGCAGCGCUCGAUGAGUGGAAGCUGACGGCUGGACCGGACGACUCGUUCGAUCUUGAGAACCCGUACUUCCAGCUGCACAACGAUAAGAACUGGACAUUCUAUGCCGAGUGCAAGAAGUGCGACAAGUGUUUCCAGACUGGCAACAUGUUGCACGCCUCUGGUCACCCCACCUUUGGUAUGUUGGCUAAGUCACUCUACUAUGAUCAGUUGGAGCACUGGCUCAACUACUUCCCAUUGGACCAAAUUCACAUCGUCCGUUAUGAGGACAUUGCAAAUCAACCAGAGAAGGUGAUGAGUGAUGUGGAACUAUUUUUGGGACUGCCAGAGUAUGAUUAUGGAGAGUUUAGACCAAAGAAUGUUGUUCCACAUGGACCUAUGAACAAUGAUACUCGCGCGAUGCUAGUAGAAUACUUUAGACCACAGAAUGAGAAGCUGUACAAGCUAUUGAACCGCGACUUUGGAUGGGCA
Messenger RNA from Acytostelium subglobosum LB1, 1401 nucleotides. RefSeq lists its product as hypothetical. Lineage: Eukaryota; Evosea; Eumycetozoa; Acytosteliales; Acytosteliaceae. The record is from RefSeq and is a predicted model, not a curated record. The transcript is spliced from 2 exons. The annotation marks the transcript as partial. Gene Ontology annotation, molecular function: sulfotransferase activity.